This is a messenger RNA of Haemorhous mexicanus (house finch), 2837 nucleotides long. It is a transcript of the gene RMI1, whose product is annotated as RecQ mediated genome instability 1. The coding region runs from base 21 to 1910 and encodes 629 amino acids. Gene Ontology annotation, molecular function: nucleotide binding. The transcript has a single exon. Lineage: Eukaryota; Metazoa; Chordata; Aves; Passeriformes; Fringillidae. The record is from RefSeq and is a predicted model, not a curated record. Gene Ontology annotation, cellular component: RecQ family helicase-topoisomerase III complex; nuclear body. Gene Ontology annotation, biological process: double-strand break repair via homologous recombination; resolution of meiotic recombination intermediates.
AAUUCGGUCUCUUACCAUAAAUGAAAAUGUCUACAUCUAGCAUUGUAGCAAGAGUGGAAACCUGGCUUUCAUCCACAUGGCAUGUUAAAGUUCCUUUAACAUGGCUGGAAGCAUGUAUUAAUUGGAUUCAGGAAGAAAAUAGUGGUAGCAAUUUAAGUCAAGCUCAGAUUAACAAGCAGGUAUUUGAGCAAUGGCUUCUUACCGAUCUGAGAGACUUGGAAUAUCCCAUUUUGCCUAACUGCAUCUUAGAUACUCCCAAGGGAGAGUUGUCAGGCUGCUUCUCCAUACAGAUUGAUUCACUGGUGGAUGUUAGCCAGCCAGCAUAUUCUCAGUUGCAGAAGCUAAGAGGGAAAAGCACUGUAAAUGAAGAAGUGACAGCCAGUACUCAGACAUUUCAGAAGCCCUGGGAAGCAAAGCCUACUCGAAUGCUGAUGCUACAAUUAACAGAUGGCAUACAUCAAAUUCAGGGCAUGGAGUAUCAACCAGUGCCCGUUCUCUGCAGUAACCUUCCUCCUGGAACAAAAAUCACUGUGCAGGGCAAUAUUGCAUAUCGUCUUGGAGUUCUUCUGCUUAAACCAGAAAACGUGAAACUGUUGGGCGGUGAAGUUGAUGCUCUUCUUGAGGAUUAUUGUCAGGAAAGAGUCCUUGCUAGGUUAAUUGGAGAAGCUGAAAACCCUAAUUCUGGUGGACAAGCUGGACAUGAACAGAUUUUUUCAAGGCCUGUGGAUGAGUUAGAGCAAACUCUUGGCCCUUCAGAUGAAGAGCUUUUAGCCAGCCUUGAUGAAAAUAAUGAAUUUAAUUUAAACAACCAAACAUCUUUAGAAAGUGGAUACUGUAGUAGAAGCAACAAUUUUAAUACAGCCUCAGGUUCAGUGACUGCACACAAUGGAAAUGUUUUGCUACAAAAAUCUGGAAGUCCUUUGCCUCAUUCAGAUGAACAAGUUUCACCUCCCAUGGAAUACGCUGAUGGCUUUUUAAAUGAUUUUCCUUUAGAAGAUGACUUUCUUCUGGAAGAAGAGAUGCAAAGAGAAAUGGAAGAAGUGCCACCAGUGGAGAUGAACGGAAACAUGCGUUUAAUUACUGGCAGACUUCCACAUGCAUCUAGAAGCUCUUGCAAUUCAUCUUUAAAUGGCACUGGUGAAGAAGACAAUGUGAGUGAAAGAGAUAAGCCCAGGGAAGCUAUCAGCAAGGAAAAGAACAUGAGAAGAACAAUAUUUGAUGAAGAUGAAAAUAGCAUUAGUAACUUUUUGCCACACAAGGGCUUAAAUCAGACCUGCAGUUCAUCAGCUUUCUCUUUGGAAACUCCUCAUGAAGAGGGACAGAAUUCUACAGACCUAGAUGAGAGCAGAUGUAAACACCAACACACUUCUGACAGCAGGGUAUUAAAUGAUGAUCCGGUAUUUUCCAUAAAAAUGGAUCCAGAAGGAGAUCAGCAACGACAUGAUUCACAGAUCUUUCCUUGCAAGGCAGUAGAGGAACAUUUAGAUUUAGAUUCUCCACCUUUCACAUAUAUUUCCCUUCUCCUUGCAAAAAAACCAGAAACUGUUACAAUUCUGAAAGUUAAAUGUUUUAUUGUCACUCUCACUGGAAACCUCACAAAAAGCAAUGGGUCCUGGGGUAUAAAGGCAAAAAUUUCUGAUGGCUCUGCUUAUCUUGAAGUAGAUUUUGCUGAUGAUAUUCUAACAAGUUUCAUUGGCUUUUCAGUGCCUGAAAUUAAUAAGCUGAAAAAAGAUCCUGCUUUACAUCCAAAACUUAAGGAUGGUUUAGAGAAAUGUCAAAAACAGCUGAUAGAUCUUUGUUGUUUGAUGACUAUUGAGUUCAAUCCAUUUCAGUCUAAAGCUACUGUAUUAAUUCUCCAGGAUGCUGAUGCUAGGCAUCUAGAACAAUUGAAGAAACGUUUGAAUAAAUAAUAUGUGCAAACUUGCAGACUGUUAGAUUAGGCUAUUAUUAUUAUUAUUGUUAUUAUUAUUAGAUUAUUAUUAUUAUUAUUAUUAGAUUAGGAAAUGUUUAAGUUGGAUUUCCCUUGAAGAGCUCUUGAAAGGUAAACUUCAAAUUAAGUGGUGUGUCUUUUGUCAGGAAUUAUUAUGUAAAAGUGAGACAAGGAGAUGACUCGUUGGAGCAAAAUUGGGCAGAUUGUUUCUUAUGGUGACAGUAUUGGAAUAAGAUUUCAAGAAGUCCAGAUUUUGUGUCUUGACUUUUUCAUUCUGCAAAAUCCUGCAUGUUCUAGACUGGUAAUCCUGAGUAGCAGAAUGUAUCAGGAAAUGACAAUGAACAAACCGUCUUAUUAUUUUACUUUUUCAGGUACUUAGCUGAUUUUUAAAAAAAAGGUGCAGGAGACUCUCAAUUUUUUCUUGGAGAAAAUCAGAUGAAUAUAUUUAAAUCAAAUACAGUCCCUUCUUUCUAUGCCUGUCUGAAGACUCAAAUCUAUAUUCACUGCAAGAACCUAAAGUAUAGAAAAAUGAAAGAUUGUCUUCUAAGUAUUCAGGUGUGAGGAAAAAAAAAUCCAAUCCUCUGCAAAAAGGAGAUUUAAAAACCCUCUCUAUUUUUACAGAUAACUUAAAAGAAAGCCAAGUGUUUUAAAGGUUUAUUAGCAGAAAAUUAUCAUAACGUAUGAGGAUUCUAUUUUUUUUUGUCAUGUUAAUGUUAAUCAUUGCUAGUAGUUUUGAAACCAGAGGCAAUUCAAUCACUAACUCUUAUAGUUACUUGAUUAACCUUUACAGAGUAGAUAAGUAUUUUUGCUGCAUACAUGUUGUAUAGUUUGCUUAUUGCUGGUGUUUAUUUUGAUUGAUUUUUAAAAUUUCCCCUUCUAAAAUAAUAUAAUAAAGUUUUCAUUUAAA